CCCCCCCAAAUUGCUGCGCCGCACCCUUGCACGACACAACAGCAGGCAGGUACGUCUGAGCACGAAGCUAAGAGCAAGAUGGCGCACAGGGUCCAACUAGCGUUGUACGACUUGUCACGCGGAAUGGCGAAAGCGAUGAGUAUGGCAAUACUGGGAAAGCAAAUUGACGGAAUCUGGCACACAGGCAUCAUCGUUUACGGGAAGGAAUACUUCUUUGGUGGCGGCCUGCAAAGCAUGCCCCACGAGCAGUUCGUCCAGAUGCACGGAGGGGUUGGGCCAACCGAGUACAUCGAGCUAGGGUAUACGGAUCUCACACAGGAGCUCUUCGAAGACUUCAACCGAGAAGUACAACCACGCUUCACGGCUCAAACGUACGACCUGAUGAAGCACAACUGCAACACCUACUCCAACGAGGCGUCUCAGUUUCUGCUUGGCAAGGGGAUCCCGGAGUACAUCGUCAAUCUCCCGCAAGAGGUGCUGAAUUCGCCCAUGGGAGGGAUGCUAAGGCCACUCGUGGAACAAAUGACUACACAGAUGAACGGUGCAGAUCCCUACUCUGCUCUACACCACCUGCAGCAACAGCAGCAGCUGGCUGGGGCGGGCAGCGGGGCAGGAGCAGCAGCAUCGCAGCCGACCCAGACUCCAGGCGCGGCUGCGGCAGCAGCGGCCGAACAACGAGCUGCCGCUGCUGGAGCUAGUGCUGCCGAUCCCCCGCAGUGUAAGACGGAUGGCUUCCCUAUCUUGGACAAGCAUACCAAGCCUCUCGUUGGUUCGGACACGGCGAAGGCGGCUCCGGGGGUGGUGGCACGCGUGAAGGCCUUAGGAGCCACGGUCAAGUUGCUUUCUGAGGAGGAAAUUGCCGUGUUGGACGCCCUCCCACCUUCGAUGGCUGCCACGAAGACCACCCCAGUCGCCCCGGGUGGUUUCCGACUCAUGCAGAAAAUCCUGACCAAGGAUUCAGGCUGGCCAGAGAAGGCGACAUUUUUGGCUCUCGUGCUGAUGAGCUUGAUGGUGCUGCACCAGGCGGAGGGCACCGAGAUGGAGGAGGCUAUGAUGCAGGUGGCCAAGCGAGUUCAGACGGCAGGAAACGUACAAGAGCAGCUGUCCGCACAGGCGCUCUCCAUGGCCAUGUGCUCCGCCGCUAACUGCUUCGCAACCGCGGGGGGAAGCGAGUAUAUGGCGCGCGCGGACGUCAUGCCCGGGUGGCUUGAUUCUUCGCUCGCCGGAUUGCAGCACGAGCGGGGCGAAGUUCGCCAGAUGUGCUCCGCCCUCUUGAAUAACUUUUCGCUCGUGCUCUCCGACGCGAUCGCGAGUAAAACCGCUGCCGGGGGACCGGCGGUUGAGAUGUCGGACGAGACGACGCAAAUCCUCUUCGGAGCUUUGGACGGGUUGCAAGACGAGACAUCACAGUUGGUUGCGCUUCGACGUGUCUUAUCCGUAGGGCGGUUGGUGCGAGCGAGCGGCUCGGAAGCAGCAUCACUCAUCAACGAUGUCGGCUUGCGGGACCAGGUGGAGGGCUUUCUGAGCAAGGCGAAGGAAGGAGAAGCGAAGAACGCCGCGGCAGAACUGCUGCGUCUUCUCGGAUAGCCCCCCCCAGUAUAGGCGACACGUCAUGUACAGCGCUUGAAAUGGGAUAUUAGGGGGGGCUGGGGGCAGCGACGGGUGGCUUGCGGGCAGAGUACAAUUUAUUCACUCGUUUUUCCGCUAACUGGAAUCCCGCUCCGGUGUUGUGUUGUUCUUUCAUUUUGUUUUUUGUCUGAGAUUAUUUGGUACACGUUUUGGGGUGCAUGGGAGUCGACAGAUGGUGACUCCUACCCGGGGUCUCAGAAAGGCUUUUGUUGGAAAAGUCUCGGGUCCAUUGGUCGUCGCAGGGAUCGUAUGUUCGCAUGUAGGUAUUGCAGUACUGUCACAAGUACGUGUGUACUGGGAAUGAUGAGCUUCGUGUGAUCCGGGCAAGUUCGCAUUAGAGGGCCACGGUGUUUCCGUGAACCAGCCAUUGCUAAUAUAGCGGAGGGAGUGCUGGUGGUGUUGUUAUUUUUCUUCGUGUGCAGUGUGCAGGCGGUGCCAUCUCCGUCGAAUCGAAUUUGAGCGCCUCCUCCUUAAACGCACUGCCCCCCCCCUUCUGUUGAAUACCCCCCCGUCCCCCGGUUUUCUGUGGAGUACGAAAGUACGCGGUGAUUGACCAUCGGAAAUACUGCUCCCCUAGUGCUCGUACUUUUUUUUUAUGUAUGCUGUGCUGUGCAUAUCGGCUACAUGGGUCCAGCUUGGAAAGGUUUUGCGGACGUCUCGAGCAUGCAUGCCUACUCCGCACCACGGGUAAUCAUCAGCCUUUCUCACCUUUUGUGUAAUUCCCUCACCGGUGUCUUUUUGCCCUGGAAAGGUGCGUGCACGGACGGGGCGAAUGGCCCGAAGCACUUACAGUAUUAGCAUCGCCCUAGACGUGAGGGGCGGGCGCGCCCCUUCCGAAACCAAGCAUGACUUGCGGACGACGGUGUCGUUGACAUUCCGCCACAAGUGGCCCUCAAUAUGUACCCAUCGCACCAUUUUUAGAGCUCCACGGUGGGAAAACGCUGUGGUGUGGCGGUCUUCUAUACCGACGCAGCACAGCAAUUCAUUGUGCCCUGCGAACAAAAUUGUCCCUCCCCGAAGUACCCUUACUUUCAUCACGGCCGAAACACACUAGAAACACUUCCUUGCACUUUUCUUCACCGAACACCGUCCAGGUCGGUGCUCCUCCGAAACUUUUGUGAACCCUAAUUUGUUGUUUCUCAUCCACGUCGCUCCUCGAACUUUCAUAAUCCACCUGUUCCCUGUGCGGACGUGGGACAACAAAAAUGCCGCGGGGAAGUGAUACACAUCGAUUCCCGUUAGCGGGGUGUCAUGAGAAGGAGAGCCUGACGCCGUACACGGCAGUUGUUGCCAUAAAACCUCUACCUCUGCAAGCCUGGUCCAGUUUCCCGUUCCCCCCCGCCCACAACAAGUCUAAGUCCCCACAUCAGCAAACAAAGAAACUCUCAAAAAAGACGUGCACAUCGUUACUUUAAAUGCUCUGGUCAGAAACAACCGAACCACAACGGACAUGUUCGACUCAAUAUACAAGUAUCGAUCCAUUCGUGCCUUUCUACACCGGACCAAGCCCGACGCACGUGCGCGCUUUGCACCUGUUCGGUCUGUCCAACCGCAGCAGGAUGGUGAGAAGCAAUACAAGGAACAACGAAAGCAGCGUAAAGCACGGUACAUCAAAACAAACAAGAGUUCAAGACAGGGCCAUUCAAUAGACUCGUCGAGCGACGUCUCGAGUUUUAUCGGGCUCUCCUGUUCCUACACACACGUCAAAGACAGCUAGUUACGGAGCGCGAUUGCAUCGGUUUCGAGGACCGAAACGAUGGGCACUCUACGCCUUGAAACCAUUCAGACGACACCGUUUGACAACAGAGAGAAAGCGACCUGGGUGAACAGCAACGCUACUAAGCUACAGCCGCGCGCUUCCCCCUGUCUCCCCAAAGUCACCACGGUGUCCACACAGUCUUCACGGCACCCACCAACAUCUACGGCGAAACCUGAUAAUAUACAGCCCUACUGUACAUGUAGCAAAAACGUCUCAGUGGGAAGAACCACCCGAUCGACGUCUCUAUGACUACCGACUACGAGCGCAACAGGGAAUCAUGCACCUGCAUGUGAAGCCCAAUCAAGUGUAAAGCGUAGAAUGACAAAAAAAACAACAGCAGUGCGGGCCGUGCUGUGGUCGACAACCGCGUUCCUUGGAGUACCAACCCCAUUGGACCAUUGGACCUGGUUCAUAAACUUUGGCGGCUUUGAAGUGGUGGCGGUCUUCCGGACAGCGAUUGUGAGGUGAUGGCGUCUGUCCCUCGAUCGGACCGAACUCUAACUUCGGUGGCACAAGGGCCAAUGCACGGCGGUGCAGCAAACUUCUUCCCUUUGGUGACUCAAUUACACAGAAGCCAAUGUACGGUACAACAGGUUUCUUGCCUUGGGCGACUCGUGCUUCUGUCGCGCACCUCCCCCCCCCCAAGAGGAUUGUGACCCACGGUGCCCAACAAGCGGGUAGGAACGGAAACUGGGCACCUGCACGAUGAAAACACAAUAACAAUCGAAAAAGCCUAGGCGGAGAAAAAAAUAGGAAAAGUUGCAAAAAAAUAAAUCGUUUGCAUUAUUUUACGACACGGUACUCCUUUGACCAAUAACCAGAAACGGGUAUACCCGGGUACUUUAUCACCACUUAAGGGUACACUUAAAAAUCAACACGCUUGCACCUCCAGGCUGUCAGCUGAUUGGCCGAAAAACCAUUGUACCCAUUUCUGAAGAAACCUCCAUCGGGUACAACUUCCGCUGGAAUUAGGACCCUCUGGUGUGACCGAUAUUGGUUACUGGUGUACCUGGAAGUUUUCGAUUUGAACCCAGAAAUGGCCAUAUAAUCCCGGCGCCAGACGCUCUAG
This is a messenger RNA of Ectocarpus sp. CCAP 1310/34, 4457 nucleotides long. Lineage: Eukaryota; Phaeophyceae; Ectocarpales; Ectocarpaceae. The record is from the annotation of a GenBank genome assembly.